Messenger RNA from Aspergillus ibericus CBS 121593, 658 nucleotides. RefSeq lists its product as uncharacterized. The record is from RefSeq and is a predicted model, not a curated record. The transcript has 2 exons. NCBI's taxonomy places the organism in Eukaryota, Fungi, Ascomycota, Eurotiomycetes, Eurotiales, Aspergillaceae. Bases 91 to 255 code for a protein of 54 amino acids.
AUUACACACACACAUCCACAUACAAACAUUUCUAUACAACCUACUCUACCUUUUCUCUCAAUCCAGAUUUUAACUCUUGGAUAUUUGAAAAUGUGCAUGAAAGCAACCUGCUCGACCUGCAACAAAACCUCCUGGUGGGGUUGCGGCAGCCACAUCCCCUCCGUCAUGGACUCCAUCCCCGAGGGCGAAUGGUGCACUUGUGCCCCGAAGGUGGUGCGCGAGGGGAAGGAGUACCCGCCUAAGGCGGAGAGGUGACUGUGUGUUGUUUCGUAGGGGGUUGGGUUGGUGUUUGGGGGUGGGAUGGGUGAGAGGUGAUUAGAGGGGUUGGGUUUAUCGAGGGAAGGGGUGAGGUGAGGUGGUUGGGGAAGGGAAGGGAAGUGUGCUUGAUUCGUGGUAUCGUAUAUGGAAAUCAACUUGGAUAUUUCACAAGACAUGUCUCAAUCAUCUCCGGACUCAUUGUAUCCCAGUCCAUUUCCUUCGACUCUCAGACCAAGGCUAAAUGGCAUCCAGAUGAACGAGCUACGAUGAUUGGGGAUAUCCAUAUCUAUUAUUUGCUCAAGUCACCCGAGUGAUCGGGAGUUCUUAUCGAGGUCACUGCCACUAUGUGUACCGCAGCACAGAAGAAGCCUUAACUACUCACUAGUUCGUUGAGAUGAAG